AUGGCUGACCCCAAUGCCUCCUCCGAUUACCUCCCGCAACCCACUCGCGACCGAGCCGACAGCAUGAUGUCGAAUAAAGCGCUCCCAGAGGGUAGCGGUGGUCCCUUGAACGGCACCGCCGAGCUCGCCAGCCCCCUUGCUGCCCCUCCCGACCUAGCACCACCUGCGAUCACCACAACAGCCCCAGCCGGACCCAGCUCUGGGGUUGAGAAGAUGGUCCAGGACGUGCUUACAUCUGAGAUUGGGGUUGCCACAAUGCUCAACCGGCUGAAGCAAAGCAUCGCAUCGGCAAAGGAAUUUGCCAAUUUCCUCAAGAAGCGAGCCUCCAUCGAAGAAAACAACUCGACCAUGCUGAAACGGCUAUCUCAGGGCACGUCAGACAACAUGCGCCGCGCCGACCAUCUUGGAGGCACGUUCAACAGAGCCUUCGACGGCAUGAUGACCAUCCACGAGCGGAUCGCCGAAAACGGGCUGCAGUACGCCAUGUCGCUCCACCAAAUGAACGAGGAUCUGGUCGAGCUCGCCGCCAUAGCCGAGAAGCAGAGGAAGGGCUGGAAACAGUCCGGACUGGCGGCAGAGCAGCGGGUUUCGGACGUCGAGGCUCAGAUGCGAAAGUCACAGUUGAAAUACAACUCCUUGGCGGAGGAGUACGACCGGGCGAGGACGGGCGACAGCUCAAAGAGUAGGGUGUUUGGCAUCAAGGGCCCAAAGUCUGCUGCCCAGCAUGAGGAAGAGCUGCUGCGCAAGGUGCAGGCCGCCGAUCAAGACUACCAGAACAAGGUCCAGAUACUGCGGCAGGAGAGGGGCCAACUGAUAUCGACGACGAGGCCUGAGGCCAUCAAGGCGCUGCAGGAUAUUGUUAGAGAGUGUGACUCUGGAUUGCUACUGCAGAUGCAGAAAUUUGCGUCGUUCAACGAGAAGCUCCUGCUGAGCAAUGGGCUGAGUAUCAGCCCGCUCAAGAAUGGGAACUCAAACCGGCCGGAUUCCAUGAGCCUCAGGGAGAUCGUCAACAAUGUCGAUGCGCAGAAGGACCUCAGCGACUUUUUGUGCCAAAACCACAGCAAAGUCGCUCCGCAGACGGGAGAGCCAAAAUAUGAGCGCCAUCCUGUGAGUCGCGCCCAGAUCAUAUAUGAGCCAGCCACUAAAGAAGGGGCUGGCCAUCCAUCACAGAGCCAGACUGUGAAGGCCCAACCACCAUCAACACUAUCACCGCUUCCUCCUGAUGGCAGGCAAGACACAUACCAGCAGGGCCCACCGCUCAGCGCACCUCAGGGUCAACAAGCUCCACCGUUCAACCAGGGUUCGGAUUGGCCCAAGGGAUCAAUGCUGAUGUCAGGCGCCCAACGGCCUGCUUCCUCGAACCAGCAACAUGAGCGCAGCUUUAGUUCAGGCAGCAUGUUGGGUACGUCUGGGCCAACCGCAUCGCAGCCACCUUACAGCAAUAGGAACUCUGUGGGCCCAGGUGCGCUGUUGGCCAUGCAGCAUGGUACCGCCAACUCGCGAUAUAACAGCGGCUUCGGCCCAGCGCAAGGACCGCCGCAGCUUGGUGCGCUACCGUUUCAGGAGCCCUCUCCAGCUACACAGGGACCAUCAUUUGCGCCGGACGGUCCGGCGCGGGAGCAGCAGGCACCACAGUUCCCUCCCCAAGGCUCGACAGCGCCGGCCCAAGAGCCUUCCAUGCCGGUCUUUGGCGUGUCGCUUAGCAGGCUGUACGAGAGGGAUGGGUUGGCCGUGCCAAUGGUGGUUUAUCAGUGCAUCCAGGCCGUCGAUCUCUUCGGGCUGAACGUAGAAGGCAUCUACCGGCUUUCUGGGUCAUUGCCUCAUGUCAACAAGCUGAAGAGCAUGUUUGACACCAAUACCACAUCACCAGAACUCGACUUUAGGAAUCCCGAGAACUUCUACCACGACGUCAACAGUGUGGCCGGCCUCCUCAAGCAAUUCUUCCGGGACCUGCCUGAUCCGCUGCUUACCAGAGAAUAUUAUGAGAACUUCAUCGAAGCAGCCAAACAUGAAAACGACAUCGUCCGCCGUGACUCUCUCCAUGCCACCAUCAACAACCUCCCCGACCCGAACUACGCCACGCUCCGCGCGCUAAUGCUGCACCUGCACCGUGUCGUGGAGAACUCUGGCUCGAACCGGAUGACGAGUCAGAACCUCGCUAUUGUUUUUGGGCCGACACUCAUGGGCGGUGCACAGAAGCGAAACAUCGCGGACUCGGGAUUCCAGUGCAAAGUCAUCGAUACGAUUCUACAAAAUACGCUACAGAUAUUUGAUGACGACUAA
Molecule: messenger RNA, 2283 nt
Organism: Cryphonectria parasitica EP155
Lineage: Eukaryota; Fungi; Ascomycota; Sordariomycetes; Diaporthales; Cryphonectriaceae
Gene: Rgd1
Product: Rgd1, GTPase-activating protein
Exons: 7
Coding region: 1-2283 (760 amino acids)
Biological process (GO): regulation of GTPase activity; signal transduction
Cellular component (GO): cytoplasm
Source: RefSeq, a predicted model, not a curated record